UUCGUACAUUCGACAAUAAAGCAUAGGAGGCAAGUUAAAAGUGAACAUUUUAUUUAUUAUAGCCGUUUGUAAAUUUAUAGUGUUUUUGAUGGUGAGAUUUUUAUGGUAAAGGAGACAUAAACACACACAAUACAGGAAUAUCAAGAUGUGGCUUAGAGCCAUUUCCUUUUAUUUCCUGGUUCUAUCCAUAUACGGAAGACAUAUCCAGAAGAGGAGUAUAGACUUAAUAGCAGCACAUGGCUUAAUAACAGACCCAAAACUACCUGAAGACGUGGUUCCUCAGGAUUAUAUUAUCCAAAUACAUCCUUUGCCAGACAAAGGCAUUUUUAGCGGCAAAGUUUCGAUUAACUUUACAGUUCAAUCACCAACAAAAACAAUUGCAUUACAUUGCCAUCCGGAUUUGGAACUGGUUGAAACUAUAGUUCGACAAUUCACACGUUCCGAGGAGGAAGUGAAAAACAAAGUUUCUCCUGAUCAGUAUCCAAGAAGUUUGAUAAUUUCGGGUACAGAAAGAGAAAAGAAAAAUCCCAUCCUUCAGAUAAUUCUCAAAGACCCCAUCCAAGAAGGAGCUCUCUUUGAAAUAUCGAUGGGUUACACAGGAAAAAUAUUUAAUGACACUAGCGAAGGAUUAUUCAGAAGUAGUUACAUUGAUCCUCAAACGUCUCAAAAUAAAUGGUUUGUGGCGACACACUUGAGACCAAAUAUGGCCAGAAACGUAUUCCCUUCCUUUGACGAACCCGGUUACAAAACACCGAUAACUAUAAAAAUUGGCAGACAUAGAAAUAUGACUGCCACAUCAAACAUGCCUUUGGAGUCAACUGAACCCAUGGAGAAUUGGGACGGAUGGGUAUGGGAUACGUUUAAGAAGUCUCCUCCAAUGGCAACUUAUUCUGUUGGAUUCGUCGUAUCUGAAUUUAGUACGAUAAAAUGUACUAAAGUAUUGAAAGAUAAUCACACAUUAACCGGAUAUAACGUGGAAAUGGGAAUAUGGGCCAGACCUAAUUUUAUUAACGCUUUAGUAAAUGUUUCCGACAAAGUAAAUAGGUCAAUUCACAUAUUGGAAGACUUUUGGGCAAGACAAUAUCCUUUGCCAAAGUUGGAUCUCUUUGCUCUGCCCAACUACCAAGCUACUCGACCAGCAGAUAGUUGGGGAUUAUUAUUAUUUAAAGAAAGUGAUCUUAGUGGAAAAGGAUCAUGGCAUAUAACUCAUGAAUUGGUAUACCAAUGGAUUGGGGCUUUGGCUACUCCCUUCUGGUGGACUGAUGCACAAAUUAACAACGCUCUUGUACGAUAUGUUACAGCAUAUACAACAUUAAAGAUGAAUGACAAAGAAACCUUUAACAACUGGCCCAUGACAAUGUUAUAUUCAAUUUACUACGAAUUCAGCAAGAGAUAUCCACAUGGAAAAAGUACCGCUAUAAAGCAAGACACUACAUCAUCUAAAACAGAAUUAGUAUUUAGAAUGUUAAACUACACAUUGGGAGAAGAAACUGUAAAGAAAGGAUUACAGCGAUUUAUAGCCGACAGGGGAUUCAAAACAUUCUUUGGAGAUGACAUUUGGAACAGCAUCACUGAACAGGCUAGAGACGAUAAAACUUUGGAUGAAAAAAUUACUGUAAAUGAAAUAGCAGGGUCAUGGGUUACUAAAGAUAGAUUACCAGUUGUCACAGUACAAAGGAAUUAUGAAAACAACAGUGCAGUUUUAUCUCAAAGGGUGUAUUUAAGGGAAAGACCCCAUGAUGUCCCCGAUCAAGAGAAAUUUGUAUGGUGGAUUCCCGUUGUGAUGAUAAGACAAAAUAAUUUAGACUUUACGACAUUUAAACCAUCCGUUUGGAUGAAAAGAGAAAAGGAAAUCACCAUGACCGGACUUCCCGGAAAAGAUGAAUUUAUAAUCGUCAAUCCUGAAGAAAUAGGUCCAUUCCCAGUUAAUUAUGAUACGGAAAAUUGGAACAUGUUGGCGAAGUUCCUCUGCACGGAAAACAGACAGAAAAUACCUGUGGUCACUAGAGCCAAAUUGUUACAUGACGCGUGGAAUCUGGCAUAUGCCGGUAACCUAAACUUCGGCACUGCUCUGAACAUGACUCUGUUCUUAAAAUACGAGAGAGACUAUUUGGCUUGGGAUCCCGUUUUCACUUUAAUCGAUCACAUAGGCAGACACAUAGAUAGUUCCGCCGUCCAUAAAAAGUUCCAGUCCUAUGUGAGAAUACUUUUGACUCCAUUAUAUGAAGAACUGGGCAACGAACCACAAGAAGGUGAAUCUGAAGGAAGGGCGCAUCUUAGAAGUUCCACGAAAGUAUUCCUUUGUCAAGCCGGCUACAAACCAUGCAUAGAGGAAGCGCAAGAAGCCUACAAGAAAUGGAUGGAGAGCAAAAAUCCAGAUGAAGGAAACCCCGUUGCGAACCAGUACAUAUGUCCCGUAUUUAAAUGGGGCACCGAAGAGGAAUGGGAAUUCGGAUUGCAAAGAGUUAUUCAAUUUCCACCUGGAAGAAAACAAAGCGAAAGGACUUAUUUAUUGAAAACGUUGGCCGGCUGUCCGAAUGACGCGUCUAAAAUCGAAAAACUUCUUACAAUCACUGUCCUAGAGAAAAAUGGAAACUUCAGCGAUACAGAUGUGUAUCUGAUUUUCAGCAUGUUGACAGGUGGGGCAAAUGGUUACACCACAUUGUUUAAUUUCUUGAAAAAGAACUGGGAUGAAAUCAAAAAAAGGUUAGAAGACAAACCUUAUCUAUGGAAUAGUCUAAUUACCUCAGCUACCACCGUGUUUAAAACACAAGAAGGUCUCGACAUGGUAUCAGAACUGUAUGUUCAAAGACAAAGCGAAUUUGGUACUGCUGAUUUCGUUAUAGAAAAAGCCCUGAAGAAUAUUAAGGAAGAAACCAAAUGGAGUAACGACAAUCUUCCAAUCAUAGAGAAAUGGUUAGAUCAUUAUUUAGCAGUUAAUGACAUUGCCGAAGUUCCAAAAUAAUGUUUUAUAUAUUUACAUUUUAAUUAGUUAGAUAGCAACAAGUAUUUAUUCAAUGAUUCGAUUUCUGGUCAUUCUUCAAUGUAAUUUGAAUAGAAGAAUAGGUCUCUACAUAUUAUAAAAUAUAUAUUUUACCGUUUUAAAAUAUAUUUAUUUUGUAUCUGUUUUAAUUUUCUUAAAUAAAGUAUUGUGUAGA
Molecule: messenger RNA, 3158 nt
Organism: Aethina tumida (small hive beetle)
Lineage: Eukaryota; Metazoa; Arthropoda; Insecta; Coleoptera; Nitidulidae
Product: aminopeptidase N
Exons: 14
Coding region: 146-2965 (939 amino acids)
Biological process (GO): peptide catabolic process; proteolysis
Cellular component (GO): cytoplasm
Molecular function (GO): peptide binding; metalloaminopeptidase activity; zinc ion binding
Source: RefSeq, a predicted model, not a curated record